Molecule: messenger RNA, 1666 nt
Organism: Syngnathoides biaculeatus (alligator pipefish)
Lineage: Eukaryota; Metazoa; Chordata; Actinopteri; Syngnathiformes; Syngnathidae
Gene: atp6ap1la
Product: ATPase H+ transporting accessory protein 1 like a
Exons: 6
Coding region: 690-1574 (294 amino acids)
Cellular component (GO): proton-transporting V-type ATPase complex
Source: RefSeq, a predicted model, not a curated record
GUGUGUGUGUCUCAAUCCUGCUAUGCCAGCGACGUAUUGUGACAGGCAAAACAAUUAAAUGCACUUCCAAUUGAUCCUCUAAUGACUAAUAAAUCAUUAAAUAUUGGAAACAAAAAAUAUACCGGAUCUCUACCAUUUGAGUAAAUCGAGUAUUUAUAUCAAUCACAGUUAAGUUGUGCAGUAGCAAUGAGUAUGUCGUAGUAAUAAAUCUGAUUUGCUUCCCGAGGAGAGUUUGAAUGUGGAAUAUUGUGCAUUAUGAUGAUUGGUUCAACCACAAAUCGGGGGGGAAAAAAAAAGCAUUUUACUUGUGUGUAUUAACGGCAAUUGAACGCUGACGUUUGUGGGCCGCCUCGCGUUCACCUUAUACAGCUGUCGGCGGAAGAAGAUGCAAAAUCUCCAGCUGGCUGCGAGCAUCCUGUCUGUGUGUUUGGAGGAUUACAUAAUCCAUGCAAUCCCCCCCCAGCCCCCUCUACCCUCAAUCUGCACUGGAUUGACCCACUAAAUCACAGUAGUUCCAGUAGUUUUGUUUGUUGCUGGGUUGAGGAGGAUUUGACCAAAGUAAUCAAUGUGGGCAAAAAAAAAAAAAACAUUGAUUAAUACGGUACGCAGAUGCAUUGUGGGUACACAACUGCUGUGAAUUCCACUGGUCCUGUGGGAUAUUUCUACAUGAAGGUCAAACAGUGUUGAAAAUGUCUUCAAAUUUUGUUCCAUCUUUUUACAGUGCUGCUACGUCUCCAGUGCGUGAUGAAGUGCUGAGAGCGCAAGUGGACGGACAAUUGAGGACAGAAGAGAGUUCGACACCAGAUGAUAUCACAAAAGGAAGGAAGUUACUGCAGAUGCCAGGAGCUGCACUUCCUUUCCCGCCCCUCAAGGUGUUGUCCAACGGGAGGCCGUGCGUGAUGUUCCAGGCCAGGAGACUGUCCCUGCGUUACCAGGGGCAGAAGCAAGUGGACCUGACCGAGCGAGCCUUCUCCCCUCAAAAGUCCGUGGACACCAGCCAGUCGGCGUGCCGCCGCGACAGAGCCACGCUGGUGAUGAGAUUCGGCGAUGUAGAUGAUUUAAGAGGCCUCGCCAUCAGGCUGCAGCUGUCCAACACCUUCUACGAGGCGUCGGGCCAGUGGUGGUUUUCCGUGGACAGCGUCUCGGUGGUCUACAACGCCUCGCAGGAAGCCGUGUUCAACGCCAGCGACGUAUACGCGCCGUCCUCGUCCUCGUAUCACUGCGCCCACGUCAGCAGCCUGGAUCGCCACAGCGCCCUCCUGAGGCCCGGCAGCGACAACGCCCGCCGCUGGACUCUCACCUUCGUCGACUUCCAGAUCCAGGCCUUCAACGUGACGUCGGGCAGGUUUUCGCCCGUGAGCGACUGCGCCACCUUCCUGACGCCGGCGGUCCUGAUGGGUCUGGUGACGUCGCUGAUCCUGCUGCUGGUUCUGGCCUACGCGCUGCACCUGCUGGUCCACCUCAACCGCAUGGAGGACGACGGCGAGCGCAAAGCCCGCGGCGACUUCCUACCGAGCCCGGAACAGCUGGAACGCUGCUGUGCCGAAAACGCAGCCGAGAAGGAUCUUCCCUAAGCAGGAUCCGGACUUUCCUGGAGGUUUUGCCGGAAUAGCAAUCGGUGGAUUUGCUUUUCUAAGAAAUACAAUAAAAAAUAUUUGUACCUAUA